AUACAUCUGAGCAUGGGUUCUGCAGUUAGUACUGCUCAGCGCAAUUGGAAGGUUCGAAAUCCGCCAGAAGCCGCGAAGCUCAAUGAAGGGGUUCUUCGUUGCGGAAUCCUAGGAGCCGCAAGGAUUGCACCAUCUGGGAUAAUCUUCCCUGCAAAAAGCCAUCCCGAGAUAACGGUUCUUGCAGUUGCCACCAGGGAUAAAACUAAAGCCGAAACAUUUGCUAAGAAAUAUGGAAUUCCGAAAGCUUUUUCUGGUCCCACAGGCUAUCAAGAUCUACUAGACGAUCCAGACAUCGACAUGGUGUACAAUCCAUUACCAAAUGGACUACACUACGAGUGGACACUGAAGGCGUUAAAGGCGGGAAAGCACGUACUCCUCGAGAAGCCUAGCACAAAUACAGAAGAAGAAACGAAAUUUCUAUUUGACUAUGCGGCAAAGAAGGGACUUGUUCUUCUAGAGGCGUUCCACUCGCGCUUUCAUCCGGGUAUAAAUCGCAUCAAGGAGAUAAUCGAGAGCGGUGAACUGGGAAAACUCAAGAGUGUAUCUGCAACGCUUAAUGUUCCCUGGCAGAUGCACUUAUUCAACGACGAUGAUAUUCGUUUCAAACUCGAGCUCGGUGGAGGUGAACUUAUGGACAUGGGCUGCUACACGCUGGCCAUGGUACGCUAUCUUACGGACUCCGAACCCUCCGACGUGAUAUCGGCGGAGGCUGAGCUUCUUCCAAAUCCGAACGACGACCCGUCCAGGCGUAAUAUCGACAUCGGUACCACUGCGUUGCUUUCAUUCCCUAAUGAUGUCACCGCAUCCAUUGCGUGCCACUGCCGUCAAAGUGGAUGGGGACCAUUUGGGCUUCUUCCGCGCAUACCCGGAGUUGUAUGCAAAGCAGAGUGCGAGAGCGGUACAGUUGAGAUAAACAACUACGUUUCACCACAUAUUCAUCAUUCUAUCACUGUUAUGCCGAAGGGAAAGGAAGGAAAGAAGCGCACCGAAGAGGCCUUUACGUUCCCGGAUGGCUUUGGGGAGUAUUGGUGGAGCAGCUACCGAUAUCAACUUGAAUUCUUUGUUGACAAGAUCAAGGGUCGGCAGCCACGAUUAUGGAUGGAUGGUAGUGAUUCUACGUUGAACAUGAGAUGGAUUGAGAAGAUCUAUGAGAAAACUGGACUUGGAAGUCGGCCCAAGUCGAAAUUUAGUUUAACGGAAUGA
Fomitiporia mediterranea MF3/22 is the source of this 1203-nucleotide messenger RNA. Its product is annotated as NAD-binding protein. Lineage: Eukaryota; Fungi; Basidiomycota; Agaricomycetes; Hymenochaetales; Hymenochaetaceae. Gene Ontology annotation, molecular function: nucleotide binding. The coding region runs from base 13 to 1203 and encodes 396 amino acids. The record is from RefSeq and is a predicted model, not a curated record. The transcript is spliced from 8 exons.